Messenger RNA from Acromyrmex echinatior (Panamanian leafcutter ant), 4250 nucleotides. RefSeq names its product grainy head (gene grh). NCBI's taxonomy places the organism in Eukaryota, Metazoa, Arthropoda, Insecta, Hymenoptera, Formicidae. Gene Ontology annotation, cellular component: nucleus. The record is from RefSeq and is a predicted model, not a curated record. Gene Ontology annotation, molecular function: DNA-binding transcription activator activity, RNA polymerase II-specific; RNA polymerase II cis-regulatory region sequence-specific DNA binding. Gene Ontology annotation, biological process: regulation of transcription by RNA polymerase II.
UCCCUACUCUUCUUCUAUCAUUCAAACCUACGCAAGUGUGUGCAUAGCCACCCACGCUGUACAUAAGCAUGCAGAGAUCGUGACGAUUCCCACGGAAAGAGGCGCGCGGGUUUGAAUUAUCUUUAUCCAUGGAAAGCGUUGCGUUCGAGCUAUCUCCAAGAAGAAGGUUCAAGCGCAAUUCGAAGAAUUCAAAUUGGUUCAGGUCAUUUGGCUCGUACCUUUCAAAAUUCUCAUCCCAGGAAAAACGCUUGGGCUAGGCUACGAGAGAUUAAACGUCGAUUGGUCGGAUCCACAUACGCGCGUCGGAGUCCACGAACGAGGAACGAAUCCCUCCCUGAGCAGGGUCGCAUCGUGCGACGUAGCCCGAGGCUGUCCUCUCUUGCUGGGUGCCCAUUUUUCACGAGGUCUCUCUCUCCCACCUCGUAUUCCUCUCUCCUCCCUCUUUCUCUCCCUCCCUUAGACUCCCCGACUUCCCUCUUUUUUUCCUCUUUUAAUUCCAUGUUCUUUUUCUCCUUUUAAUCUCCCUUCGUGUAGCGUAGCCAACGCCCGUUCUCUUCGUCGCUCAUGCAACUUCUCUUUUCCUUCUCCUCCCUCCCUCUCUCUCUACUCCCCCCCCUCUCUCUUUCUCUUCAUCUCUCCUUCUCUUCAUCUCAUCAUGGACUCACGCAUAUGCCCUCCUCCUCCAUCCUCUCUCCAUCUUCGAUGUUCUCCCCUCCUUCAUGUUCCUUCUUGCUCUUUCAAUCCCGAGUCCAUCUCCGUUCGCGCAACUACGGCAGCAGCGGCAGCAACUUCGCUCUCUUCGGCAUCCGGCGUUCAGCAUAGACGUCUCUUAUCCGUAUAAGAGAGAAUCAAUCGGACGUACAUAUAUGAACGUACUUCGUCUCAGCGAAUCUCUCUCUCGCAGAUAUCUUUCUCGCAAUGGUGGUAGAAAGAAAGGAAGAAGAGACGAAACGAGCUCUCUUCUCCAUAAAGAAGAAGCUCUUUUUCUCUCAUUCUCUUUCUCUCUCUUUCGUUCAUCGCAUUCGCCACGUCCGUUCGACGAGAGAGAUGAGAGGAGAGCAUUUGAUGUGUGCGUACGCGCGUCUGCCUUACGAUGACUCGGAAAGAUGCCUCGAUCAUCCAAGGCAGACAGUUUCAGGCAGAAGAGGCUUUCUUUAUAGCCUGCGUAGAGAUAGGUCGAAUAAAAAGAGAUACUAUUGUAAAACAAAAACUUUUAUAAUAGAUAGAUGUAUCUAAGAUAUCUUUCCGUCUCAUGAGACAUCGACUAUCAUUCGACCAACAUCUGUUUAGCGUGUAUGUUCGGUGAAAUGACUUCACGUCCUUCUGUUAGACAUCCCUUUCGGAUACGGUUUGUGGUAUGUGGAUAUCCUUCUCAAGGUGGCAAGAUAAAGAGCGAGCGUUAUAAAAUCGAAGCGGGAAGGACAAGGGGAGAGAGAGAAGAUGGAAGCGGCGGCCAGGGCUCAGAUACGAUAAUCUUACGUGUGCGUGUCCUCCUUCUCGUUUCUAUAUCGCGGUCCUCUCUGCGGCUACCCUUCUCAAGGUAGUAAAGCCGAAGCGGGACGGAAACUACAAGAAUGAAGUCCGAAGUAAGAAGGACGCCAAGACGCCGCGAUAACAUACGUCUGCGCGGCCGUCUUUGUUCCGCUUGGACCGCAUGUAUCCUUCUCAAGUUAGCAACGCGGCUCGAAGCUGAAACCAGCGAGAGAACGAAAAAGAAAGAGAGAGGGAAAGAAAAAGAGGAGGUAGGGAAGGAGAGAAGAAAGAGAGAGACAAGUCAAAAAGACGGUAAAGCUGGACGGAGAGACAUGAUGAUGCACGUGUGCGUACAUCUCGAUCAUCUUCGUUCCUUCCACAGCAAUUCUCGGAUAUCCCUCUCGGCAGGUAGCUGAACAAAGAGGAGGAGAUGUAGAAGAAGCAGUACGUUAGAGAGAGACGAUUACAGAAACACGAUAAUGCCGGGUGGCCAGGAUCCCGCCUUGUUGAUGAUUCGAUGUUCUGUUUGUAUCUGUGUAACACGUCGGGGAGAGAUAGUUCCAUCCUGGUCACACUCAUCUGCGAGAGCUACGAGACUGUCCUUGUUGCUGGCUACCUGUACACCAACCCCACUAGCCUCCUACCUGUACCUAUAAUAUUCAUGUGUCUUUCUCUCUCUUUCCCCUUUCUCUCUCUCUCUCUCUCUCUCUCUCUCUCAACAGUGUCUCUUAUCCACUUGCACUUUGCCGAUCGUCUCACAGCCGACCACUCUCACCGUUCUCCUUGGGAGAGAAAGAAAGAGAGGAACGAUGGCUCGCCAGAGGAGCUUGAGGGUCUUCUACCAUUCUCUUCAUCUUUUCUGUCUUUCUCCAUCAGAAGUGGGAGGGCGAAGAAAGAGAAAGAGAAAGAAAAAAACGCAAACGCCGAAGGGAGAUAGUCUCUAAGGGAAGGCGUUAUGCGCAGGUAAACGCAAGAGCGAGAGUAAGGAGAGGAGGACGAGGGAGGAUGGAGCGAGGGAGGAUGGAGAGACCGUAGACGGAAAACAUGCGAAUGGGGACGAGUGGGAGAGAAAAAGAGACAGAGGGGGGAGGGCAGGCGAUAGAGAGACGCGCGAUCGUGUGUGAGACGCGAAUGAAAGGGAGGGGGGGAAUUCGAAGCACGGAGCUAACAGCGUGAUGCUGGGAGGCGGCAGCGGCGACGGCCAUAUUGCUGAUCUCGAGAGGCGAAAGAACGAUCCGAGAGAGCACCGUGAAGCUGCUGGGUUUAGUGGUCCAACCCAAGGUUUUAACGGUUAAAAUACUGUUUGUUGCUUCAGGCAAAGUUAGUGAGUACUAGUCUUUUUUAUUAAAAACGUUUAAAUUCCAAAAUCUUUCGUAUAGUUCAGUUCGGUUUCUAAGUUUUCAAGUUUCUCAGUGAUUGUAUGCGACGGUCAUCGUUGUCGCGCGCGUGAACGUGCAAGUGUGUGUCAAGCCGGUGCGCGAUUAUGCGAUUGAAAGUACAAACAGGAUACGGACAAGUCCCGUAGGAUACUAACGCAUAAAUUUGCAGAUCAGCGGUACGCUAAAAGUAUCGAAACGAGUACGGAACGACCGAAUGUGACACUUGAGACUCGGAGAAAUGUUAACGUAAUAAUGUGCGCGUAGUGAAUCGCGAUUGUGACAUCAGGUGAACAGGCGACGCGAUCAAAGGAGAGUUUCUUACCGAAAUAUUUCGCAGAACAACCAAUAGCUUCACCGGUCAAGAACGAGAGUCAACCAAGAGGAUAACUGCGGGCCCCCAAAGAAGGGUGCCCUGGAAAGAAGAAUAGUCCCAACGUCAGCGAAUUCGUUAAGACGACAGACGCCUCGGUCUAUGGAGAAGGUGGUGACACUAUCAUCCAUUGAGAUGUGAUCCAGAACAUAGGAGGGACACUUAGUAGUUUGUAGUUGGUCCCCAUCUCCCCCCUCUAUUACCCCAUUACCCCACUAGCCCCUUCGUGACUUCUACCACCUACUCUACCUUCCCCUCUCCCCUCGUACACAUGCACGUGUGAUAAUCCACUUCACCGGUAAAGCAACCACCGGAUCAGCAGCUUCUCUCGAAUACGCCGGCUACUCUACCGCUCAACGACACUUCUCCCUCCCUUUUAAUACGAUCUUAAUGAAUUUUUAUCGCCCGCUUUUCUUCAAAUAACGUGCCAUACAACCCUCAGCAACCUGUGAUAUAAUACUCGAUGACUAAUUUACAUAGACGUAGACAUCUAGUCGAAGACUAGAUCAGGCUGAAGGUUUCGUCGUCAAAAGAAAACUGCAAUUCCUAAAGACAACGACAAUUUAGCCUAUCAGAACAAGCAUUUAAGCAUUUUAAGCACGAGAAUUUUAGAAGAUUACAGUACGAGAAGAGAAAAAAGAAACGGGAGACGGCACCGGAGAAUGUCGACGUGCACCGACGAGGCCGAUAAUGCACCCUGCACUCUGUCUCCGGUGCAGGAGGCACCAGUCUCACCAGCGUCCUCCUCUCUGAGCAACCAAAAUCAAAACGAGAACGAGCAGGUCUUGCUGGCGACUAUGCAACCAGUAAACGUGCUCGAUCUGCACGAACCGCCGGCCGUGCAUACGCUCCAUCCCAAGUACCACCAUCACCAUCAUCGUCACCAUCACCAUCAUCAUCAUCAUCAUCAUCAUCACCAGCAGCAGCAACAACACAUUCAGGGCAACGAUUCGGAAGACGUACAGCAGCGCGCCGCAGCUGCGGACGACUCUGACGGGCGCGUGUCGCCUGAUGUUGAUGGACGCAGC